Messenger RNA from Monomorium pharaonis (pharaoh ant), 5032 nucleotides. RefSeq names its product putative sodium-dependent multivitamin transporter. Gene Ontology annotation, cellular component: membrane. NCBI's taxonomy places the organism in Eukaryota, Metazoa, Arthropoda, Insecta, Hymenoptera, Formicidae. Gene Ontology annotation, molecular function: symporter activity. The transcript is spliced from 8 exons. Bases 858 to 2597 code for a protein of 579 amino acids. Gene Ontology annotation, biological process: sodium ion transport; transmembrane transport. The record is from RefSeq and is a predicted model, not a curated record.
UAAUUUGACAGUUUCUUCUGUAUACGAAAAAUAUAACUCCGCCGUGUUCACCUAUCGCCGGCGACGCGUACUAAUUGUGAGAGAUUUUAUGUUGCGUCGCGACGACGUGUAAAAGACAUCAUACUUUCUGCGACUUCGUAACCAAAAUAGCAACGUCUCUGCUUACGUACGGUGCAGAGGGCUAACUAUAAUUACUAUACUGAAAUCGAUUGAUUGAAGACAAUUGGUAUCUUAUAUAAACCUAUUCCCUCUUCCUCUCCUCUUUGAAGUGUCUAUAUAAUUUCAUAUUGAAAUACUUUGAUUAAUCUCGAACAAAGAGUACGCGGCUGCUUCUCACAGCAGCUUGAAUCAUUUCAGUGCAGGACACCCAUCUAAGAAAAUCUGCACAUCUGUUUCGCACUUUUCGUUUGAGAAUGUAUUCGUAUAUAAGCACUGCUCCUCUCUGGGAAUAUUUGUGAGCUUACUUUCAGAGAUACAAUAAAUUUUCAUUAUUAUCUAAAUGUUUCGUUGUCGUCGAGGCAGAUUGUGGAAAUUUGAGAAAGUGUCUUAGAAGUAAUACCUAAAUGUAAGUGUUAUGUACAAUGUUGGGAAAUAAUCGUAAAACGACUGUGUGUGUUCUCUGAUAGUGAGGUGCACGUGAGAUUAGAUCAAGUCGGAGAUUAUAAACGGCACGUACGUAGCAAACGGCAAGUAUUGACACGUUGAUAAGCAAUAUACGAUGUUUGUCGGGUUUCUUUAAAAAAAAAUGGAGCAAAGUGCGAAAUAUUAUUUCAAGAAUAGAAUAAAUUAGAUCGAUUUGACUAGUACCGUACGCUACAAACUAUUCAUUCUUAACUGGUGAAGUGGUGAUAAACACUAUGGCUACAUUAACUGCAGCGGAUUAUGUAGUGAUUGGUGUAGUAAUGCUGAUCAGCUCCGGCAUCGGUGUAUAUUAUUGGCUCGUCGGUGGUCGACAGAAGUCGACUGAGGAAUAUUUUAUAGCAAACAAGUCAAUGCGAAUGAUACCGGUAGCGAUAGGCUUGAUGGUUUCAUAUUUAUCAGCAGUCAGUCUACUCGGAGUGAGCUCCGAAAAUUACGUGUAUGGUACACAGUACGCUGUGAUCAACAUCGCUUAUGGACUCGCGACACCAUUUGCAGCCUAUUUCUAUUUACCGGUGUUUUUCAAGCUAGGCACUAUGAGCGCUUUUGAGUAUCUGCAGAAGCGUUUCGGCACGACUACCCGCUUAAUAGCCAGUUUUGCCUUUUUUCUCCAAUUGCUACUGUACAGCGGCGUGGUGUUGUAUGCACCUGCGUUGGCCUUAGAAGCCACCACGGGUAUUUCAACGACCGCAAGCGUGAUUGGUUUAGGACUCGUCUGCACUUUCUAUUCAACGAUCGGAGGUAUCAAGGCGGUACUUAUCACCGAUAUUUUCCAAAGUCUAUUAAUGCUGGCCGCCGUUGUCACAGUUAUCGCCACUGCCGCUGUUGACACUGGUGGUCUAGAUCGAAUUUGGCAGAUCGCCGGAGAGGGAUCUCGAUUGGAAUUCGAUAACAUCUCUCUGGAUCCAACUGUACGACAUACUUGGUGGAGUUUGACACUUGGUGGUUUCUUUACUUACCUUUCCUUGUACAGCGUUAAUCAAGUUCAGGUUCAAAGAAUGCUGACUGUCAGCAAUUUAGCAGUCGCUCAACGUGCAUUAUGGUGGAGCUGGCCGAUGGCGUCGAUCAUGUCGCUUACUCUGUGCUUCUCUGGACUGGCGAUGUACGCGAAAUAUCGUAGCUGCGAUCCACUCGAGGAGGGCAGAAUCAGUUCGAAUGAUCAACUGAUGCCGUUGUACGUGAUGGACAUGCUGUCGGAUUAUCCAGGUGUGCCUGGGCUUUUCAUAGCCGGAAUUUUCAGUGCCGGACUCAGUACCAUCUCGGCCACGGUUAAUUCCCUCGCCGCUGUUAUUCUUGAAGAUUAUAUCAAGCCUCUCUGGCGUGUAAGAAACAUGGACCUAUCUGCUACGGCGUCAAUAAUCAUAAGCAAAAUUUUGGCUCUUGUAGUUGGACUAUUGUGUGUGGCGGUCGCUUUUCUGGCAAAAUAUCUUGGUGGAUUGUUGCAGGCGGCUCUGACGAUCUUUGGUGUCGUAGGUGGACCUAUGUUGGGUUUAUACACGCUCGGCAUGUUUCUCCCAUCGUGCAACCAAAGGGGCGCGAUCGCGGGCUUCGUUCUUAGUCUCAUGUUUUCUUUGUGGAUAGGAUUCGGACAGCCGAAACCACCGAUUCCACGACUGGAUGUCUCAACAGACGGUUGUGGAUUCAACAACACUAUUAUGUAUCGCAGAAGCGUAGAAGAGAAAUCAAUAAUUUACACAAAUUUACACUACGAGGCCCAAGUGGAGGAAGAUAAGUCCUAUUUCUACCUCUAUCGUAUAUCCUAUAUGUGGUACUGUCCACUGGGAUUUCUCUUAGCAAUGAUCACAGGAUGCAUCGUCAGCUGGAUCACAAGAUGGAUUUUUAGAGAAGCCCAGAUCGAAAUCGAUACUGCUUUGCUAAGUCCAAUUAUAGCAAAUCGAAUACAACGAAAACGAGAAGCGGAUAAAUAUAACAACACGAUAAAAUUCGAUAAAAGUUGACAGCCUCGUUCUUGGGGGAAAAAAUUGAGAAAAAAGGAAUUUUAAUGUGCUACAUUUGUAAAAGCACAUAACUAUUUAUAUAUUUCGCACACACAUUAAUUUCAUGCAAACUUCAAGAAAAAUACUUGUGAUGAUAUGUAAAUAAUUAAUGUGUUAUAAAAACAUAUUUGUAACCUGGAGCAUUUAUUGAUAAAUCUUGAACUUUCUUUCGUAAAAUUUGACCGCAGUAAUAUCAAAAAAGUAGUGAAUUUAAAUAUAAAAAUUCAAAAAAUUAAAACACCUAAAUUAUUUACAUAUUCCACAUAACUCUAGUAUGACAAAUUAAAUUUGAAAAAAUUUUCAUAUUUUACUUUUCUACGUAUUUCUACUGUUUCGAACUUUUUGUUAAAAAGAAAGGGUAGAACUUUAAACUAAAAAAAAAUAUUUGCACAAAAUAAUUGCAAUUAAAUAAAAUAAUUACGUAAUGCGCCAAUGUUUCUCUAUGUAAUCGAGAUCAAAUAUUUUUAUGGAGGCCAGAUUGGGGCGAUUUCAUACCGCGUGAAAAUUCCAGCUGGGAGCCCCGCGACGUACAGACAUAAACACCACGGACUACAAACUGCGCGCGCUGUACACUUUACCGAAACGUUCGCAAAUCACGAUGGAAUGCCGCCAGACUGGUGUAUACGCGCGCGCGCGCGCGCGCGAGCUAUACGGUGACACACAGAGCAAACGCAAGCAAUGACCUGCGUCAUGCAGUUCUUACGUAAGGAAAUACCACUGAAAUAACGUCGGCGCCGAAAUGGAGAAUUUCAAAAAUCUAUGUCGGCCGAAGAAAAGGAAUUGUAAAAAUUUCUCUUCUAAGUGUGAUUACUUUUCAUAGCGUGCCAUGCGUGUUUUUGUUGAUAGUAUACUGUGCGUCUGUACGUGAAUCACGUGGCCGGUAACAUUUUCCACAAAGACUAGAGAAAUUUUCGGAUAAUCUCCGGAAUCCCCUUCACAGAAUACCGUUUGUGCACCGAGAGGGAAAAAACUGUUGCAAUAAUUAUAAUAUCACUAUAAUUUAUGGUCAUUUUUGUACCCAAGUAGACGGAGAAAAUUUUAUGGUAAAAAUUACUGUGGUAAAUAUUAGUAAGUGCGGACCAAGGAAAGAAUUAUGAAAAUUUUUAUUAUGUUUUUCAUCAAAUUAUUAUAUAGUAUUUACACUACUUAUGGCAUAAAAUUCUUUGAAAUUCCUUCUUAUGGUCCGUGACUAUUAUCUUACACAGUAAUUUUUAAUAUAAAACGUUCUCCGUGUAUAUUUUUAUUCAGCAAUAUAAAUUAUAGUUUGUUAAAACCAUAUUAAAAUUCUCAUAAUAUUAAUCUGUCCAACUUAUAACACGGUUACCAUAAUUAAAAUGGAGAUUUUUAUACGCUAAGCUGUACUAUAAGACAAUCAGUAUAAGCAUCACUAUAAAUAUAUAGUUAUUAUUACCAAUAUUAUAGUAAUAAUUACUGUAAAAAUAAUAUUCCCGACUAUAAUUAUUUUACUAAUUAUAGUCGCAAAUAUCACAUAUUUCUUUCUCAGCGUGAGGGAUUCCAGAGAUCACUUUACAGCCGGUUUCCCGCGUUUUCCUCCUUCUCACUCUGAAGACUCACUAACUCGUCGCAAUAAGCUGCGUCUAUCGUGACGCUGGUGUGAAUUGAAAACACGUUCCUCAUAAUCAAAGAAGAAAGCAAUCAAACGAAUAGCGUGAAUGGAAAAAUAAAAAUGUAGUUCAAGAGCUGUCAGGCGCGAAAUGGCUACCGGAGUUUUAUGCGUUUCUUGCGAGAAUGCGUUGCUCAUUUUUGUCUUUCGAUUUGAAUUAAAAUUAAUUUGUCGUGUACCACCUACCUACAUUGUAAUAACAUUUGUUAAUUCGAAAAAUAGCAUUUUACGCAAGUACACAUAUCAAAACAACUGUUAGCACAUUUUGUUUUUAAUAUUCUGGUUGAGAUGAAUUAAACAGCGAGAGAAAAUAGUUGCAGUAAUCUUAAUAUUACUAUUAUAUAAUUUGUAAUAAUUACUGUAAAUUUUUGGAACUAAUUAUAUUUUUACAGUUAUUCAAUAUAAGUAAUAUGGUCUAUACAACUUUUGACAUGAUCGCCAUAACCAAAAUGGAGAUUAUAAGUUUUUAGAUUAUUGUAAGUUAUACUCUACAAAACAAUCACUAUAAGCAUAUAGUUAUUAUUGCCAAUAUUACAGUAAUAAUUACUACAAAAAUAAUAUUCCUAACUAUUAUUCUACCACUACUCUACUGUACAAGUAUAGUCGUAAAUCUCACACAUUUUUUCUCGGUGAAACAAAUAAUAACCUUAAUAUUAAAAUCUGAAUUACUUUCUCGAGUCACAAAUCUUAUGUAUGACAUUUAGCAAAUUUAUUAUUCUUUUUUAAUGAAAAGAACGGUCAAUAAAAAUCAAAUAAAGUUUAUUAAAAAACA